UUCAUAUUGGAAGGUUCAUGGAUUAAGGUUUCAAACCGUAAAAGGGAAAAGGAAAUGCUACUAAGACGUCUCAGUUUCUUGCUCUCUAGCUCAUUUGCCUCAGCUUGCACUCAUCCCACACCUGCUAUUGUAACAAAGCAAGCAUUAUCAUAUCCAUUCCUAGAGUUCCAGAGGAUCUCUAGUCUUGAUCGGACUGUAGGUUUCCCUCUAUCUGGAAAUGUCUUGGGUUUUCGAGCUUACAGCCUUUUGAGUUUAAAUGAUUUGAGAGACAAAGUUCCGAGGAAACAAAAGACGAGAAAGGGGCGUGGGAUUGGUUCUGGGAAGGGGAAGACUGCAGGUAGAGGUCACAAGGGCCAGAAAGCAAGAGGUUCUGGGAAGCUGGGGUUUGAAGGCGGUCAAACCCCGCUUCGUCGUAGGCUUCCCAAAAGAGGCUUUAAAAAUCCUUUCAGCCUCACAUUUCAGCCAGUUUGUCUGGGAAAGAUUGCCAAACUUAUAAAUGCUGGAAAAAUAGAUUCCUCUGAAUUGAUCACCAUGAAAACACUCAAGGAUACAGGUGCAAUAGGAAAGCAAAUACAGGAUGGGGUAAGGUUGAUGGGACGUGGAGCCGAACAUAUUAAGUGGCCAAUUCACCUAGAGGUGUUGAGGGUGACCGUUAGGGCAAAGGAAGCCGUUGAAGCUGCGGGUGGGACUGUUAGAAAAGUGUACUACAACAAAUUAGGGUUUCGGGCGCUGCUCAAGCCCGAGUGGUUUGAAAAGAAGGGCAGGCUUCUGCCACGAGCAGCGAGGCCGCCCCCUAAGCAGCGAGACAAAGUCGACAGCAUUGGCCGUUUGCCUGCUCCAACUAAACCCAUUCUGUUUUCAGUUGAAGUUGAAGAUGGAGGAGGGGCAGCUUCCAGUUUGUCUACCUAAUUUAAUCAUUCAAAUAAAGGACUCUAACCAAGCUAGUUUUGUCCCGGGUAGGCACAUCCAAGAUAAUAUUAUUGUAGCCCAAGAGUUGAUUCAUACAAUGGACAAAUUAAAAAGAACUAAGAAGUUUAUGUUAGUUAAGGUGGACUUAGAAAAGGCGUAUGAUAGAAUUUCUUGGAGCUUUCUGAACGAAA
This is a messenger RNA of Momordica charantia (bitter melon), 1100 nucleotides long. RefSeq lists its product as uncharacterized. Gene Ontology annotation, biological process: translation. Lineage: Eukaryota; Viridiplantae; Streptophyta; Magnoliopsida; Cucurbitales; Cucurbitaceae. The record is from RefSeq and is a predicted model, not a curated record. Gene Ontology annotation, cellular component: mitochondrial large ribosomal subunit. Gene Ontology annotation, molecular function: structural constituent of ribosome.